Mobula hypostoma (lesser devil ray) is the source of this 4244-nucleotide messenger RNA. Its product is annotated as rho GTPase-activating protein 6-like. Gene Ontology annotation, biological process: signal transduction. NCBI's taxonomy places the organism in Eukaryota, Metazoa, Chordata, Chondrichthyes, Myliobatiformes, Myliobatidae. The transcript is spliced from 12 exons. The coding region runs from base 750 to 3101 and encodes 783 amino acids. The record is from RefSeq and is a predicted model, not a curated record.
UCAGCGCGCGAUUUCUCAAUUUGGGCAAAUCUUGUAAUUCAGACCUUUAUUAAAGGUGAUUAAUUCCGCGAACUGAGAAGUGCUGAAGAGUUUUUUUGGAUAUCUUGGAUCACUGCCUUUUCUUUAGGGACUCGGGAUUUUCAGAGCGCUCGGGGCCAGAGAUGAGCAGCAGCUCGUCACCAUGUGGCUGGGUUUAUUGCUCCGUGCGCACUCGCGUCUGUUGCUCAUAACAUCAGCGAGCGGCCGCGAAUGUGUCGGGGAGCUCGGCGCACGUGUGGUCGGGCGCAGUGCAUAGCGGACGCGGAACAGCUGCGGCGCUUCAACUCGUCCCGUCUUGUUCGCCGAACGGCGAUCAGUUGACACAUUCAUGUCGAUGCGCCAGUGAGUCGGGGUCUUGUCAAUUGAACCCCCACCCCCCACUCAACCAGCAGCAAAGGAGCCGUCUGCACGGUGAAGGCUUUAUUAUGAACCCGAUAGCCUAGUCCGGGUUGCGAGCGGCGCUGACCGUGUUCCUGCAGCAAGCCGGAGACUGAUGCGGGCUAGACCGCAGUGAAGGAUAGCAAUCUGCGUUCUCCGGUGUAGGUAUUAUGAAGAAAAACGGCGGAGGCACCUGCUUAUGAGGCUUGAAACUGGAGCCUCUUUGGUAGUCGGGAUGUGAGAACGAAGGACACUUAAUAAUCCAUUUCCAUCACUGCACUUUGCAACUGACUGCAAAGAACUGGUGCAUAUGUAUAGUCAAUGCUUCAACCAUGUCAGACUUGGUAUUUUUUGAGAAACCGGCCCUCUGCGUGGGUGACUUCACCUGGAACAGCAUGUCUGGCCGCAGUGUUCGACUAAAGCCAGUCCCUAUUCAGAGUCUCUCGGAGCUGGAGAGAGUACGGCUUCAGGAAGUGGCUUUUUAUCGGCUGCAGCAGGACUAUGACUUGGGCUGCCAGGUUACAAUUCCAAAAGAUGGGCAAAAACGGAAGAAAUCCCUGAGGAGGAAGUUGGACUCAUUGGGCAAAGAAAAGAACAAGGACAAAGAAUUUGCACCUCAUGCCUUUGCGAUGCCAUUGUCCCAAGUAAUUGUCAAUGAUCGGGCCCACAAACAAAAGCAGGAUGCUCGGAGAGGGGAGCAAAAAGACCAUUUGGAUCUGGUGACGUCGGUUUUGCCAUUUGGACCCAAAAGACCCAACAAAGAACUCUCAAGCAGCAAUUCAUCUCUCAGUUCAACCUCGGAAACUCUAAAUGAACCAGCAUCACCCAAUAGUCUUGAAGCUUCCCAGCGUGUGAGAAGACGGGGUGGAAUGUCUGUGGAUUCCAUCACCGACCUUGAUGAUGAUCACUCUCGACUAUUGGAAGCGCUGCAGCUUUCACUCCCUACAGAAGUGCCAAACAAGAAAGAAAAGCAGAGAGACAAGAAAUUAAGCCUAAAUCCUAUUUAUCGGCAGGUUCCUAGAUUAGUGGACAGUUGCUGCCAGCACCUAGAAAAGUAUGGUCUUCAAACAGUAGGAAUAUUCAGAGUUGGUAGCUCAAAGAAAAGAGUAAGACAGUUACGAGAGGAGUUUGAUCGAGGAGUAGAUGUUUUGCUUGAUGAGGAGCACAGUGUUCAUGAUGUUGGGGCCUUGCUGAAGGAAUUUUUGAGGGAUAUACCAGACCCUUUGCUUACUAGAGAGCUCUACACCCCAUUCAUCAGCGCACUUCUAUUGGAUCACGAUGAACAGCUCAGUGUCUUGCAGCUGCUCAUUUACCUCCUCCCUCCGUGCAAUUGUGACACCCUCCACAGACUUGUGGAGUUCCUUGCCAUGGUAGCAAAUCACGCUGAAGACACCUUGGACAAAGAUGGACAUGAGAUCACUGGGAACAAAAUGACUUCACUUAAUCUUGCCACGAUCUUUGGACCUAACCUGCUUCAUAAACAGAAGAGUUCUGACAAGGAAUUUAGUGUGCAAAGUUCAGCUCGGGCUGAAGAGAGUGCUGCCAUUAUCAAUGUUGUUCAGAAGAUAAUUGAAAACUAUGAAACUUUAUUCCUGGUUCCCCCGGAGCUACAGAACGAGGUACUGAUGAGCUUGCUAGAGACAGAUCCAGAUGUUGUUGACUAUUUGCUGCGGAGGAAAGCUUCACAGUCAUCGAGUCCAGAUCUGACAAGGGCAGAGAUGUCCUAUACUUUGGGAGGAAGACAUUCAUCGACUGACUCCAACAAGAUGUCAAGUGGAGAAGUCUCACCUUAUGACAAUAAUUCUCCAGUACUCACAGACAGGCUGUUAGUACAAAAGGCAGAUGAUCUCAGUCCUAGUUCCGACAAGCUUUAUAAAGUUCCUGAACAAUAUGCUUUAGUUGGACACUUGAAAUCCAAAUCUAGGGACAGCUCUCCAGUGUCAUGGCCUGAAAAAGGUUUAUAUGGCAAUAUUUACCAAAACAGCCCACUGCAGCAAAGACAGUGUUCUCUGUCCCAGGGGAACCUCUCAGUGGACUGGUCUGUGCCUCAGGCCUCUUCCACAUUGUCUCUAGACAACACAAAGCUGCCUGUGCGAAGAACUCACACAACUGCAGGGGUACCUGAGUGCAGGGCUCACCCCCCAGUGAGUCGUGUCUGCAGUAGUCCACAAGUGGCAGGAAGUAAGAAAAAUAUUCAGCUGAGCCUGGAAUCAUUGUGCCUCAGACGUGACCAACGCUCCACAGCAAGUGCAGAAGAAAUUUUUCAGAGAACCUCAGACACCUCUUUCUUACACAAGAAGCCGUGGCUAACCUGUUUCAAGCACGGGGACAUCAAUCGCAAUGAGAGGCGGCCCCCUCCGCCCUACCCCGUUGAGCUGAGGCAAACCUCAUCCAGUAACUCUGUUGCACAUCAAGAACAAGCUUUGUCAAGACAUCAUAGAUCUCAGCAAGGCUCAGCUCUGGCAGGAGAGCUGGAGGCAAUGGUGCUUGAGCCGUCGACAGCCAAGCUCCACGAGCAGGACUUGGUUUCCCCCAGCAACGAGAACGAAGCGUGGUCCAAACAGUCAGAUAAUAAGAACAACUUAACAGAGCCUGAGUGGGUGGAGUGGCAAAGAGAGCGAUGGCAAAUCUGGGAGCUCCUGUCAACGGACAAUGCAGAUUCUCUUCCUGAAACUCUAGUAUGAUAGCUUGAGCUGCCCGAAUGCAGGCCUUGUUUAGAUAUCAUGUCAUAAUUUUUUAAAAUCUAAAUUUAUCCUAUCAUGUACACAAAACAUAUUUUUAUAUUUGUGUGAUAUUUUUACUUUUUACUUUUCAGGUGUAAAAGUACACAGUCUUUAAUAUUCAUGUAAAAGCCAGUGUGUCUGUCAGCACCUAAAACACAAGCAUAGGACAAUGCAUUUGAAUGUUGCUGUAGCAUAAACUAUACAUGAAAUAUAUAAAUAUCUAUUCAGUGAUUUAUUUUCCAAUGAUUUGUAUUUAUAUGUACAUGUUUGGACCAUUGUUAUGUCUGAGAGGUUAUGUUCAGAACCACAUUCAGUGGGAGGGGAUGGGGAGCAGGAGAUUAUCACCUGGACGUCAAGCACUUAUCAUGUUGCUAAUAGCCAAAAGUAACAGAAGAGUGUCCCUGUUGUCUACCAACUUAAGGUAACUCCCUGCUGGUUAGUUUCUUCCAACCAGCAGGCAGUUACAGGAAAUUCUUGUCAAUUGACUAAAUGAAAUAGCCAUCGCAUUAUCAAGUUUUGACAAUUGUUGUCAAUUUUCUUUUGAGGAUACCAUUUAUUUUUCAGCUAACAUGUCGCCCUCAAAUAACAACCAGCAUUCCCUUUAAUCAUGUAAUAUUUUAUUGGUACUAAACCUACGUAGCACAUCUUCAAGUAACUUCAGUUCCCUUCUCUGUGAGGAAUGGUCCCCACUUGAUCGAGAUGGUUGUAUUUUCAAUAUGUGAUUAUUGAAGGGUUAGUGAAAGACAAUCCAACUCCAGCCCCAAUGAAAUGGAAAUAUUUUUGCCUGGCAGGAAUUGAGAGAUUAUAUAUUUUAAAUAUGGGAAAAUGAUUAAGUAUUUUUUCAUGUAUUCAAAUGAGGGAUUUGCAUACAAUGUACCUUUUAAAACAAGACUAAGUUACAAAUUCAUGCAAUAUCAUGUGUUUUAUUUUCAGAAAAAAAUGUUUAUUUUAUAAUAUCGUAUUUUAUCUAGCUCAAAAACUGGGCGAGCUCAUGAGAGGUAAAUGAAUAGAUUACGUAGAGACAGUUGUGAUGUAUCAUCUUACAUUGUCUUAAACAGAUCUAUAGUCAUCUACAGUGCCAUUGAAUUAAAAAAAGAACAUUUA